Molecule: messenger RNA, 2382 nt
Organism: Daldinia childiae
Lineage: Eukaryota; Fungi; Ascomycota; Sordariomycetes; Xylariales; Hypoxylaceae
Product: Tyrosine-protein phosphatase pmp1
Exons: 1
Coding region: 1-2382 (793 amino acids)
Biological process (GO): protein dephosphorylation; negative regulation of MAPK cascade
Cellular component (GO): cytosol; cytoplasm; nucleus
Molecular function (GO): protein tyrosine/threonine phosphatase activity; MAP kinase tyrosine/serine/threonine phosphatase activity
Source: RefSeq, a predicted model, not a curated record
AUGCCUUCGGCCACCGCUAGACGAAUGUACGAGGAUCAAAUACCCUCAUUCAUGUCCAUAUUCGAUCCCGAGGCGGACAAUAGUAUUGACGAAAGAGGAUUGGUAACUGUGGUAGACCCUAAGUUGAUGGAGAUGGACUCGUCGUGUGCACCUGGGCACCUGGCUGGUGGGUUACCACAACAACAUGCGUUGUUACGGCCCUUACCGACAGAUUCUUCGCACCGUCACCACGACAGCACUUCGACACAAAAUUCUGAGUCUGCAGAUUCUUCCCCCACAACAACUUUAACAACAGAUACUUCUUCACUUUCCGACCCGUCGCCGUCAUCUUCUCCUGACUCACCUGUCAAUUUAAUACCUUUAAAUUCUUUUCCAGGUACCAAUUUUGGUGGCCUGCCAUCCACGAUGAACAACCUCACCGUAAAUGACCCUAGCAUCAGGGAGAGACCAAUGACAUCUCCUUCCCCGAGACGAGCAAGGAACAUGAAAGGUCUGUCUAUUCAGCCGCCGUUUGUUAGCUCACUUUCUUCCAAUUUGGUAUCCGAACCUUCUUCACCUUCCUUCAUCAAGCCAAAGAUUCCGGCCAUGAAGCGAAAACCUAGCCAACUCAGUUUGAAGACUGAUUCAAACGGGCUUAAUAUUCGGCCGACUAUUCUCGAAGUUCCGAGCUCGCCCGCUCUCCCACCGAUUCUGCAACGCAGAUCCUUGAAACACUCGACAUCUUCGCCUCAUAUGCUUUCAGGAUUGAAGUCCGCAACUUUUGGUCCGGCUGGUGGCAUGACUUUCCCGACUGUUUUUGAGCGCGGCACUUCGGGUUUGUCUGAAGUAUUACGCCCGACAAAACAGGGAGGUCAUUGCCCAGGUUUCGAUACAACUAUUCUCGAGGAGGAUUCGCCUAUUAAGACACAGCUUGCGAAUCGUGCUGCGAUGGACUUCGAACCCUUCAUUGAACCGGAAAAUAACGAAGACCAGAAGUCGCCAGGAUAUCCUGACGGACCUAUCGCGAUCUAUGAAGACAACGUUUAUCUCUACUUAGAACCUACUGCGGAGGAAGCAUCGAAAUUUGACGUGGUAAUAAACGUAGCCCGUGAGGUGACCAACCCUUUCCAGGCCACAGGCAAGAAUAGCCUAGAGGAUUUGAAGAUGAGCCAGCUAGAAUCGCCUGUCCCCGAUACUGCUAUGACAAACGACAGUUUCGCAACGGCAUUCGAGUAUCCUCCAUCGGGCGAGGAGACAGAAACACCAACAACGCCAAAGGGAAACUCACUUCUCGAGCCUGAAUAUAUCCAUAUGCCAUGGGAUCAUAAUACGGAUAUCGCAACGGAUCUCAUGAUGCUUUGCGAGACAAUCGAGAAGCGUACAAAGGAAGGAAAGAAGGUUCUUGUUCACUGUCAGCAGGGCGCAAGUCGCUCAGCUAGCUUGAUCAUUGCCUAUGGUAUUUACCAAAAUCCUGGACUGACUGUCAACGACGCUUACUACGCCGCGCAAUCGAAGAGCCGAUGGAUCAGUCCGAAUAUGCGACUAAUGUACUGCUUACAAGACUUCCAGAAGCAGGUGGGCAAGAAGAGGCACGCCCCUCGAUCUGCCGCGGGACCUCGAAGUGGAAGAAGCCCCACAAAGCAUCAUCGUCUUACACUCUCCGCAAACGCGAUUGAUGUGCAACCGAAAGAACCAAUGACGGCUCCAUUACCGGACGAGAAAGAGGGAAGUGUCAAUGGCACUAACACAGAACGUGCCCCGAGUCAUUCCCGUGGAAAAUCCACCCCGAACUUGGAAUCGAUAUCUCCCGGCCCAUCGUCAGCUCCAUCAAGCUUCUCCUGGUCUGAAAAGGAAGAUCCAAAGGAUCCUGGCAAACCUGGACGCUUCAACUUUGGGAGCUCACUUGAACCACCUAAGUUCUUCGAACCGACUCCGCAGCCGAGCCAGACAUCGUUACUUCGACCGGCUCCGUCAUUUUUCAAGCCGCCGCCGUCACCAGGAUUCUUCAAACCUCCUCCAUCUCCAGGAUUUGGUCCCAAUGGUCCUUCAAGCUUUGGAUUCAGCUUUGAUUCCGGCCCUAGUUUUGAACAACGCAUGGAAGAGUCAGAUAGCGAAAGAGAUAUACCAGUUGCAAUUGUUCCGCCGGAUGACGAUACCCUUAUGUCCCCUAGAGCCGAAAUUAUGACGGACAAUCCUCUACACGACUCAUAUUCGGAGAUGUCAGGCAUGAAAUUUGUCGAGGUCCCUCCUACACCUAGUGAAGGCCUCUUCUCUCCGCGACAGUCGAUGUUUCCGAGAGAUCCAUUCUACCCGUUUGGACGUCCUACUCAAGUCGCCGAUCCGAGAAGCCCUCCUACUAAGGGUGAGACGCCUAUCGUUCGAUCUAUCGACGACGUAUUAUAG